AAUAUCCUAAGUUUACUUUUUUUCAGUUCGACUUGGAGUAAGUUUUAUUAUUAUUCUUGUUCGAAUAAGUUUUUCUUUUUCUGUUCCAAGUCAACAUUCAAUUACAAUCAACAUCAUUAUCAUCACCAUCUUAUCAUCAUCAACAAUCAUAACCAUCAGUAAUCAUCAUCAACAGAAACAAACAAACAAAAAACAAACUUUCAUCAUCUAAUAAAAACAUAAACAACAAUAAUAAUCAUCAAAUCAUUUUAGUUUAAAUUAAGUUAAUUUGUAGCAAUAAACAACAACAAAAAAAACCCUCAACACAAUCACAAUGAUUUGUGAUAAGUUUAAUUUAAAUUGUGUAACCAAUACUUUGAUCAAAUGGAUUAUAUUGAUUGCUACCACGAUCAGUUUAAUACUAAUCAAUGGUGAUCAUGUUGUGUACACUUCACCCACAGUCUCACUCUCCCCACCACCACCACCAUCACCACAACCUCCAUCAUCAACAUCAACAACACCAACAAUAGCAACAAAAACAACCACUGCCAAUACCAUCAGCCAAACCAAAUCAUCAAGUACCGGUGUUAUCAACGGUAAAGAUAACGGUAUUAAUGAUAUCGGUGUGAUAACAGGUAAAAGUAAAAAGAGUGCCAGAGGCAGUGGGACUUUGGGUGGGCCAAAGGGAAGUACCAAAUCGGCCCGAGCCCCCAAAACCCUUUACACUGCCGGAUUUUUCCCGCUCAACUCGAAAAUACCGGAAGGUUCAAUAGGCCGGGGUGUUAUGCCGGCGGUAAACUUAGCACUUAAACAUAUCAACGCUGAUCCAACGAUACUUUCAGGAUACACUCUUGACAUUGUACCCAAAGAUACUGAGUGUGAUCCAGCGGUUGGAAUGAAAGCUUUUUUUGAUAUGAUCCAUGGAGAUCCAAAGAAACUGAUACUUUUUGGUGACGCCUGUACCUCCGUUACCGACCCAAUUGCAAAAGCGUCCAAAUUUUUUAACCUUAUUCAGCUUUCAUAUGCAGAUACACAUCCAAUGUAUACUUCCGAAAGUUAUCCCAAUUUUUACCGAGUUGUGCCAAGUGAGGCCGCUUUUAAUCCAGCGCGUUUAGCUUUACUCCAACGUUUUAACUGGACCAAAGUGGGGACACUUUAUGAAAAUCAUCCAAGAUAUAGUUUGCCUCAUAGUAAAUUGCUCACAGAUUUAGAUAAAGUUAAUAUCAAAUUUAAAUUCACUCAAAGCAUUUCUGAAGACAUUCAACUUGGAAUUGAAAAGCUCAAGGCUGAAUCUGUCCGAAUAAUAUUGGGAAAUUUUGGUGAAGAUUUUGCCAGGAAAAUAUUCUGUGAGGCUUAUAAACAUGACCUUUAUGGACGAAAAUAUCAAUGGAUAAUAUCGGGUGGCUACCGAGAUCGAUGGUGGGAGUCAGAGGGUGAGAAUGCAUCUGAUUGUACAAAUGAAGAGUUGGUUCAAGCUCUUGAAGGUUAUAUAGCCACCGAUGUUCUGACCUUAUCCAGUUCAAAGGAUAUAACAGCCUCAGGUUUGACUGCAUCUCAAUAUGAGAAAGAAUAUGAUUUAAAAAGGGAUCAAGAGUUUAGUAAAUUUCACGGGUACGCAUACGAUGGUAUGUGGACCAUAGCAUUUGCCUUGGAAAAUGUGAUAUCAAAACUUUCGGACGAAAAUUUUCAAAAUUCCAAAGAACCAGAUAAACCAUUGAACAAAAAUCGAAAAUUGAAAAUUGAAGAUUUCGAUUACAAGAAUCGCAAUGGAACAGUUCAAUGGGCAGAUAUUUUUCGUUCAGCCUUAAAUGAAACCUUUUUCAUUGGAGUAACGGGAAAUGUUUCUUUCGAUGGUAAUGAAAGACGAGGAAGUAUUUUGCUCAAACAAUUUCAAGAUGGACGUGAGGUCAAGAUUGGUGAAUAUCAUUCGACAACCGAUGUUCUUGAUCUUGAAGUUGGUGAAAACAUCUCAUGGAGAGGCGGAAGUGGACCUCCUGUAGAUGAGAUAAUUAAAAUAACUGUCGCUUCAAGAAUUAGCCUUACCCUUUUUAUUGUGAUAUCGGUUUUCGCCGUAAUGGGAAUUAUCCUUGCCUUGGUCUUCCUUUCAAUGAACAUUAAAUAUCGUAAACAAAGAUAUAUCAAAAUGUCCAGUCCUUAUUUGAACAAUUUAAUUAUAAUCGGAUGCAUAUUAACUUAUACCAGUGUGAUACUAUUGGGACUGGACAGUCGCCUUUUAAGUGAAGCCAAUUUCCCCUACAUUUGUGCUGCUCGAUCUUGGGUUCUAAUGUCCGGUUUUACCCUUGCCUUUGGAUCAAUGUUCAGUAAAACUUGGAGGGUUCAUGCAAUUUUCACCAAUAUCAAAUUAAAUAAAAAGGUUAUUAAAGAUUACAAGCUAUUCAUGGUCGUUGGUAUACUUGUAUUCAUUGAUGUUGCUACCUUGACCACUUGGCAAAUCGUUGACCCUUUUUACAGGGGAACCCAUUCAGGAAUCCCGAAGCCUUCACCCGAAAAUGAAGAUGUUCAUAUUGUACCUCAAAUGGAAUUCUGUGAUAGUAAGAAAAUGACCAUCUUCCUUGGGUCAAUCUAUGUUUAUAAAGGACUUUUAAUGGCUUUCGGGUGUUUUCUUGCUUGGGAAACUCGUCAUGUCUCAAUUCCUGCUCUUAAUGACUCCAAAUAUAUUGGAAUGUCCGUUUACAAUGUGGUCAUUAUGUGCGUAAUCGGUGCUGGACUCUCGUUCGUACUCAAGGAACAACAAGAUGCUGCUUUCGUUAUUAUAUCAAUAUUUAUAAUCUUCUGUUCAACUGCCACCCUUUGUUUGGUGUUUGUACCCAAGGUAAGAUUGCUGAUUGAAUUGAAGCGUAAUCCUGAUAUGGAUGAGAGAAGAUCCCGUCCAACCUUGAAGCCAUUGAAAAAAUCGAGGAAAGAAUCAGAUGAAAUGGAGCUUCAUCAACGAAUCAAAGUUCUAACCGAAUUUAAUACUCGACAACGGCAAAGGUUAAAAGAGAAAACAUUUGAACUCGAAGCUCUCAUGUUCAGAUUACGACAAUAUGGAAUAGAAAUGGGCACAAAUAACGAGGAAAUAAUAAUAAAACCUAAGGAGCCACCGAGAACAUUACCUUCCACCAUCACCUCAACUUCAACCACAACAACAACUACAGUUACCGAAACAGUUACUUGCUCUUCCUCAUCAGGAUCUAAUCUCUUACCUGGGAUUAAAAAGCUUUCAGCUGAUAAACAAAUUUGCCUUCUAUUAGCUGAGAAAGAUUCAUCAACGUUCACCCGAAGUGAAAAAGACACAUCGUUCAUUUCUCUAUCAGCAUCAAUAUCGUUGGUCAGUGGAUCAGUCGAAGAAUUAAUCUCAUCGAUUGGAAAUCAUUCUAAUCGUAAAUCUCAUAACCAUUCAUGUCCAGAGCUUCCAAAAGGUGGGGAGGGUCGUGGUUCAGUGGGAGGAGGGGCAGGGGGAGGAUUGACUGGUAAUAGUAAUGACGAUUCAUCGAUAACUGGAUCAGCAACAAAUGUCCAUAAUAAUAGUAGCAAUAAUAAUAAUGUCCGUCGACGUAAGGUCAACUCAAUUGACUCUAAAUUUAGUUCAACAAUUAAAGACAUGAUUGAUAACGAUAAUGGUAAUAAACUUCAAAAACCAUCAACCUCAUCAACUCCUAGUGAUUUAGUCAAAGAUGAUUAUGAACUAUCAGAUGAUGCUAUUGCUGAUGACGAUGAUGAUGAUGAUGAUGACGAUGAAAGUGAUGAAGAUGCGGAAAAUGAAAAAGUCCAUAGGAAAAGCACAAUAAUCAACGUAAAUGAUACACAAUUACCGAUAAACAUUAUAUCAAAUUCCGAUAGUCUUUUACCUGUUGAACAGAUGAAAACCUUGACCUCUAAUUCACCUAUGACAACACCUACAUUGACCUUGUCCACUGGUGGUAAAGUUUUACUUGCUCAUAAUAAUUUAAUAUGUGAUGAAACCUCUUACUCAAUGGCAAUAAAAGCUUCACUUCAUGGUGGUCACUCAAAUGGUCAAGGUUAUAAUGGUUUCUGUUCAUCAUGUGAAGAAGACGAUACCGAGAAAGGUGAUCAAACAGCAACUCUUUCUGAAGAAAGUGACCAAUCAUUUAAACCAGAUUUCAAUCCUCGACGGACCAAAAGCCUUUCAGCCAUAACCUACAAACCUGAGACCAGUAAACUUGGUGGUCAUCCUAGUGGUCACAAUGGUAACAAUAGUAAUAACAAUAAUAAUGUGGUCAGUUUGGUUGACAAUGGUUCUGUUAGCCUUUCAAAAGGGACAUUACUUGUUCACCCUGUAUUUCCGUUCCUUAGCCAAUUGACCAAGAAAAAUAUCAAUCCUGUUAAUCCUUCUGAUCCAAAUUCUGAUUAUCAUGCAUCACCUUAUUGGCCGAUGUUUUCAUCAUAUCCAUCAAUCAAGUGCGAUAUUGUUGAAUACCUUUAAUAUUAUUCAAGAACCAAUAACAAUUUAAUAUAAUAAAUAAACUGCUCACAACAACAAUUAACAUUUUAAUCAAUUAGACUGAAAAUGCAACAAAGAAAAACUUUAUAUCAACAAUUGGCUAUAAUAAUACAAGAUUUACGAUCUAAUAGUAAUAUGAAACAAUUUGUUAACUUGUUUUCUCAUUUUAAAUUGUAAAUUGAAUCAAAUUGUAAUCUAAUUGUAAACAAUCAAAUCGUCUAAAAGAGAGAAAGAGAGAAAUUGAUUCGUUACCAUGUAAAUUUGUUGAAAUUUUCUCAUUUAAAUGUGAUUAGAACUCUCAUCUUUAUCCCCCUGUGA
Messenger RNA from Panonychus citri (citrus red mite), 4762 nucleotides. RefSeq names its product gamma-aminobutyric acid type B receptor subunit 2-like. Gene Ontology annotation, cellular component: G protein-coupled receptor heterodimeric complex; membrane. The transcript has 19 exons. NCBI's taxonomy places the organism in Eukaryota, Metazoa, Arthropoda, Arachnida, Trombidiformes, Tetranychidae. Gene Ontology annotation, biological process: gamma-aminobutyric acid signaling pathway; G protein-coupled receptor signaling pathway. Gene Ontology annotation, molecular function: G protein-coupled GABA receptor activity. The coding region runs from base 314 to 4426 and encodes 1370 amino acids. The record is from RefSeq and is a predicted model, not a curated record.